AUUGACGACAAGUUACACCCUAGAGCAAAAUGGAGUAGCGGAAAGGAAAAACAGAAGUCUGUUAGAGAUGGCCAAGAGCAUGUUGAAGGCUAAACAACUACCAAAUAAAUUUUGGGCAGAAGCAGUUUCUACAGCGAGUUACAUUUUAAACGAGUGUCCUACAUUAUUUUUGGAGAAUAUUACUCCGUAUGAAGCAUGGACUGAAAGAAAGCCAAAGUUGGCAGUGGGAGGAAGUUGUGCAGGAUCGGCUUACUAGAAUGGUUGAUGAAGAAUUGCCUACAAUUAAUGAAACAGAAAGUGCGACUUCAAGCCCCACUCAUACUUCACCAAGUUCUUCAACAAGUUCAUCUCCCAAACCAUCUCCAUCAAGGAUGAGAUUGCCAGAGGAAAUUUAUGAAAGAACAUAUGUGUGCCAAUUUAAUUCUACACUGGAAUAUGAGAUCUUUGAAGAUGCGGUGAAAUCACUAGAUUGGUGCAAAUCAAUGGAAGAGGAGAUAUCGGUGCUGGAGCAGAAUCAAACCUGGGAACUUGUAGAUCUACCCCCAGAUAAAGAAGCUAUCGGCUUAAAGUGGAUUUACAAAACCAAGUUCAAGCCCGACGGAUCCAUUCAAAAAUUAAAGGCUAGAAUUAUUACCGAAUGGUAUUUACAAUGA
Ananas comosus (pineapple) is the source of this 653-nucleotide messenger RNA. RefSeq lists its product as uncharacterized. The transcript is spliced from 2 exons. Bases 189 to 653 code for a protein of 154 amino acids. NCBI's taxonomy places the organism in Eukaryota, Viridiplantae, Streptophyta, Magnoliopsida, Poales, Bromeliaceae. The record is from RefSeq and is a predicted model, not a curated record.